This is a messenger RNA of Bactrocera tryoni, 999 nucleotides long. Its product is annotated as putative nuclease HARBI1. The transcript is spliced from 5 exons. NCBI's taxonomy places the organism in Eukaryota, Metazoa, Arthropoda, Insecta, Diptera, Tephritidae. Bases 417 to 929 code for a protein of 170 amino acids. The record is from RefSeq and is a predicted model, not a curated record.
GUAGAAAAUUGACAGGCAAACAUAAUUAAAUUUGAAAAGUUUUAUAUAAAUGUAAUUUUAAAUUAAUAAAAAAGGUGUGGAUAUGGAUUCCGUUGUGUUAUAGGAGGAAAACACAAAAGAUGAACGAGUUGAGCGGACAAUUAUUAGGGACAAGUCUAAUGUGAGGAGUCUUAGUGAAAAAGUUUCGUGCAAAACUUUCGCUUAAGCAAGGAACCAUUCAAAUAUGUGUUGGAUAGCAUAAGUAGUGAGCUAAAAACUCCACGCAGGUCUACAGAAAUACCCGAAAUUGUGAAAUUAGCGGCAACUUUAAAAUAUUUGGCGCAGGGAGGGUAUCAACAGUAAUUUGGACCAUACAGGACUAGCUCAACAAACAGCGUGUGUGUGUUUGAAGUUUGUAAAAACACAUAAGUUUUGCAAUGUCUUCAGAGGAGAAAAAUGAAGCGAAACGAGCUUUUUACUCAAUGUCUGGAAUUCCAGGAGUAAUUGGAGUGGUGGAUAGUACUCACAUGCAAAUGAUACGACCGGCAGUGAAUGAGCAUUUAUAUUUCAAUAGGAAAUUAAAGCAUAGUAUAAACGCUAUGGUGAUGAUAAUAAAAGCCGUUAACGGUCGGUUUGCUGGGGCGUGUCAUAAUUCACAUGUUUGGAAUUUGUCAAGCGAGCGCCAAUAUUUACAAAGCAACUAUGUGAAUGGAGAAAUAAGAAUUCGCAUUCAUGGCGACUCUGGAUAUCCGCUUGAGAGAUGGCUUUUAACUCUAUACAGAAAUGCUGCUGAAAACUCUGCUGAAAGUUACUACAACGUCAAAUUUUCAAAAGCCAGAUCCCUUAUCGAACGAGUAUUUAGAGUAUUAAGAGCGCGGUUCCGAUGCCUUUUAGCUGCUAGAGAACUACAAUAUGCCUUAGAAAAAGUGGUGCAAAUUUUGAACCAAUAGAAGUUGGAGAAGUCGAUGCUAGUUAUACUGAAACCAGAGAUAAAGAGAUGUCCAACUCCUCUCUCACUGG